This is a messenger RNA of Ceratotherium simum simum (southern white rhinoceros), 3471 nucleotides long. The record is from RefSeq and is a predicted model, not a curated record. NCBI's taxonomy places the organism in Eukaryota, Metazoa, Chordata, Mammalia, Perissodactyla, Rhinocerotidae.
GGAAGCUGGUGCUUUCUUCUUCCCAUCUCAGUUUACAGUCAUCUCUUUUUUGUCAGUCCCAGCAGCACUUGCUGAGUCCAGAUGUUUGUAGCAAACGUAGGAGAUGAUGGCUUCUGGGUGAAGUCUCUUGCCAGUGAUGUCUGAUGUCCCAGCAAAUGGCGUGGUCCACUAUGGUGCUGAAAAGAUAACUCCCGAGGUCCCAGCAGCAACACGGCUAAUGCAGACUUGGUUUGCACUCUGCUGGGUAAACUGAACGGGAGUGAUGCCUCCAGGCAGGUGGUAUGCUGUCCAUCCAGCUCAGGCUCAGGCUUCAAGGGAGAGAAAGCGCCUUCACAUGGUGAAGAAGGAAGAAGAGGAUGAAGGCUACACUUCAGUGCAGGCCGCCAGGCCACAGACACUCAACCGUCCUGGCCAGGAGCUGUUCCGCCAGCUCUUCAGGCAGCUUCGUUACCAUGAAUCUUCUGGGCCCCUAGAGACUCUGAGCCGGCUCCGGGAGCUCUGCCGCUGGUGGCUGAGGCCUGACGUUCUCUCCAAGGCCCAGAUCCUGGAGCUGCUGGUGCUGGAGCAAUUCCUGAGCAUCCUGCCUGGGGAGCUCCGGACCUGGGUGCAGCUGCAUCACCCUGAGAGUGGUAGGGAGGCUGUGGCCCUGCUGGAGGAGCUGCAGAGGGAUCUCGAUGGAACACUGUGGAGGGACCCAGCCCCUGCCCAGAGCCCAGAUGUGCGUUGGAUGGGUACAGGAGCCCUGCGAGCCGCACAGAUAUGGCCCCCUGCUUCACCUCUCAGGAGCAGCUCUGCUCUGGGGGACCGCCUGGAGCCUCCCUAUGAAAUAGGAGUGCGUGACUUCCUGGCUGGGCAAUCCGAUCCUCCUGCUGCCCAGGUGCCUGCCCUUUCCCAGAGAGACGGGUGCCCAGGAGACCGGGUGACAGCUCAGCCUCAGGAGGCUGUGACUUUCAAGGACGUCGAGGUGACCUUCUCUCAGGAUGAGUGGGGAUGGCUGGACUCAGCACAGAGGAACCUGUACCGGGAUGUGAUGCUGGAGAAUUAUGGGAACGUGGCUUCUUUGGUGGGGCCAUUCACCAAGCCUGCUCUCAUCUCCUGGUUGGAGACAAGGGAGCCGUGGGGCCUGAAUGUCCGAGGAGCUCAGCCUAAGGGGAAUCCAGGUGCUACUUCUGCAGGAGGUGAGCUCCAGAUUAAAACAAACAAGUUCAUCUUAAAACAUCAGCCUUUGGAAGAAGCAGAAAUCUUUGCUGUGCCAUCAGGAUGUCAUGUGGCAAGUGUUUCUGAGGGAACAGGGCUCAGAGAAUCUUUUGAACAGAAGAGCAACUUAAAGGAGCAGUGUGGAAACCCCAUACAAGUGAGAGUUAAGAAAGAAGAGACCAAUUUCAGUCACAGGGCAAGAAGAGAAUCUGAAGGAUCAGGAAGAAGUAAUAGUCUUAAUCUAAAACACAUUACAUAUUUGAGAGUUCCCAGAAGGAAGCGAUCUCUUAAACACGGCCGUGGCAGACACUUGAGAGGGAGUUCAUACCACUGUGACUACAAGGAUUAUGGUAAAGGGCUCAGACUCACGAUUGGCAGGUUCAGCCUACAUCAGAGAAUUCGUGCUGGACUAAAAGGGAAUGCAAAGGAUGCGUGUGAGAAAGACUUCAUCCUUAGCUCUCAUCACCAACACGGGCAGAAUCUUCACACAGCAAGGACAUUGCAUAAGUGCAGUGACUGUGGGAGGACCUUCCGUCAUAGCUCCCAUCUUGCAUAUCAUCAGAGACUUCACACACAAGAGAGACCAUUUAAAUGUAGGGUGUGUGGGAAAGCCUUCAGGUGGAGCUCAAACUGUGUGCGACAUGAGAAAAUUCACACUGGAGUGAAACCUUAUAAAUGUAGUAUAUGUGACAAAGCUUUCCGACGCAUGUCUGCCUACCGUCGGCACCAGGAAACCCAUGCUAAGCAGAAAUUUCUUGAAUCUAAUCAGUGUGAGGAAGCUCUCACCCAUGGCUCAGGAUUUGAUCAUCAUUUUAGAGAUCAAAGUGGGGAGAAACCCUUUGACUGCAGCCAGUGUAGGAAAUCCUUCCACUGUAAAUCAUACGUUCUUGAACAUCAAAGGAUUCACACCCAGGAGAAACCCUAUAAAUGUACCAAGUGUAGGAAAACCUUUAGGUGGAGGUCAAACUUUACGCGUCAUAUGAGACAGCACCAGGAAGAAAAGUUCUACAGUCAAGACAAAUGUAGAGAAGACUUCAUGCAGACUUCCAAGUGCACUGAGCCCCAGAGUGCCCCCACUGUGGAGAAAGCUUUUCGGUGUCAACAGUGUGGGAAAACUUUUACUCGAAGGAAGUCUCUUAUUGAUCAUCAGAUAACUCACACAGAUAAUAAACCAUACCGAUGUAGCGAAUGUGCAAAAGAGUUUACUCAUCGGUCAACCUUUAUUGUUCAUAAGAAGCAGCACGCCAUUAAAAGAAAACCUGAGGAUGGGCCAUCUUUUAGUCAGGACAGAGCAUUCCAAGUUCCUCAGAACACCACAGAGGAGCCCUACAAAUGUAGCCAGUGUGGCAAAAACUUCCGUAAUCACUCAUUUCUCAUCAUCCAUCAGAGAAUUCACACCAGAGAGAGGCCUUAUAAGUGCAAGGAGUGUGGGAAAGCUUUCAGAUGGAGUUCUAACUUCUCCCGACAUCAGAGGAUUCACGCUUUGGAAAAACAGUACGAGUACCAUGAAAGUGGAAACACUGUAGAUCAGCAGCCACAAAUCCUCACUGAUGAGAAACGUUUUUGGUGCCAAGAAUGUGGGAAAACCUUUACACGUAAACGAUCUCUUUUAGAUCAUAAGGGAAUACACAGUGGAGAGAAGCGCUAUAAAUGUAAUCUGUGUGGGAAGUCUUAUGAUAGAAAUUACCGCCUUGUUAAUCAUCAGAGAAUCCACACUAAAGAGAGACCUUUUAAGUGUCAGUGGUGUGGGAAAGAUUUCAUUGGAAGACAAACCCUCUGCAUUCAUCAGAGAAGACACACCAGAGCGGCACAGUCUGAAUCCAGCCUGGCUGGGUUAUCAUCCUGCCAGGACACAGGGGCGAGUGUACAGGAAUUAAAAUCAAGUGGGGAGAAGCCCCUUGAAGAUUGUGAAGAAGCUUGUGACCAGAGCUCCAGGCCCACUGGACUCCAGAAUGCACCCCUUGGGAAAAAGUGCCACAAAUGUAACACGUGUGGGAAAAUUUUUAAUAAGAGCUCACAACUCAUUAACCACGAGAGAUUCCAUACUCGAGAGAGGCCAUUCAAAUGCAGAGAGUGUGGGAAGACCUUCAGGUGGUCAUCAAAUCUGGCUCGGCAUAUGAAAAAACAUAUGGGAGAUUAACUUGGGACCUGACAGUGGAGGCAGUGGGGGUCCUAGCUGCCCUGCUAGAGAACCCUUACUUGUAGGCAGUGCUGGGAAAACCUUCACAAAGGCCUUUCUGUUCUGAAAGCUAGUGGCAGAGAAUCUUGAGGAUU